AUGACUCGCAACAACCUUCCCGAGAAUAUCGCUUGGUUACUGGCGAAUCUCGCAUUGUCAACACCAAACGCGCCCUUGCUUCCCGCCGCUCGCGAUCUUCCCGGAGACCUUUCCGCACCUGAGACCCUCCCAAAUUUUCUAGCACCCCCGCUGCCGAAUACGAGAAACCUCGGAUUCCUGCCUGGCUCUUCUCCCUUGGUUCCCUCGACAAAGCAGACAUCUCGACCAUCCGCAUCUCAUGUACCGGCAGCCACAAUCUCGAAGCAGUCGCAGGAGGAUCUGGACGAGGAGGGAAUAACAGAGCCUGAGGAUACCAUGGGACGAUUGGUGCCGAGUUCGACCCGGAAGAGACGCUCCUUACUGUUGCAACAAGAGCAGUCGCAAGAUCAACUACUAACGCCUGCUUCGACUACCGGGGUCGGCAGGCUCCAGAGAGCGUACUCGAAUUCCCUCAGGACACCGAAAGCAGCCAACACCCCGGCCCCGCAGAGACAGACCCCAGCGUCGAAGCCACGGACGCCCGCUCUCACAAAUGACGACAACUGCGAAACAGUAGACCUGACGGGGUCGGACGAUUUCACCUCUUCCGACUCCAAUGGAUUUGCUUUUGGAGACGACGUGCGAUUGUGGACGGAAGAUCACGCAAGCCGCCCCGAACCAGCUGCCGAGGCUCGAGGCAGGAAGCGAAAGAGUGAUGAUAUCAGUCAAGUCCUGGACACUCAAGUGGAUCCCUUUGAAGAUGACUUUCCCGAUAUCGAUGAUUUUAUAGGAGAUACGUCGACCGAGUCAGUCAUCCGUGUUACUCCAAACUCUUCAAGAAAACGGAAUUCGAAGUCCAAUACCAGCCCGGAGCAUGCAAUUUCUCAUUUUGGGGGGAGUCAAGGAGCUAGCCAAUUGACGAUACGGGAUAUGCCCUCAAAAAGAGAUGUUGGAAGAAACCAGAGUGCCAAAACAUCGCCGGCAAUAGCACCCUUCAAGCGUCAUGUUUCCGGAGUAUCGCCACCCCCGGUAAAGCGAACUCCAAGUCCAGUAAAGCGAGGGUCUCCGAUGAAAGUGGCGGACGACCAUCUCAGCCCGCAGCCCGAGGGCCAGCUUCCUCGGAAGUCGCGGCGUAACAGUCAAGUGAUACAAGAUUCCGACGACGAAUGGGCUACUCCACCGACACACAACGUUUCGAUUAUGACUGUGCACUCGACUAGUAGCCAGAGCCGCAUUAGAGGGGGCCCUCACGAUUUACCACAUCAUAGUGAGCGUGAAAAGUCGCCUGCCAUUAUCGCUUUUGACACACCAUCAAGGCGGCGUCACGGUGAUUCGCAAAUAAUCAACCCCCCCUCGUCGCCACCGAAGCAAACAUCGCCAAGGAAGCAACCAAGUCAGACCGGGUUACCAGUUGCCAAUAUCGAGCUAUCUGAUGAUUCGCUAAUGAUCAAUGUUCAACCCCUGAUAUCAAGCCAACCAGGUCCUUUGCCGGGUGAUGAUGUACAGACAGCCAUUCUGAAGCUCUUCCUUGCCAAACCUUCAACACUGCAGAGGAACCGGGCCCUCGUGGAGGACAAGUUAAGGCAAAAUCGAGAUGAUUUCCGUGCCGCGUUGACAGGCGGGCAACUAGGACAAACCAAUAUUCUGAAACGCGACAAAGAGCGUUUGACUCGACAACUUGCUGCUCUGAAUGCUCUUGCUGACGAGCACCAAAUAUAUGAAGACCUGGUCCUUGAGAAAGACGUGCUCGUUGAGAAGAUCAUGGGGUUUUAUGAGCAAAACGAAGACACCGAAAGUCUGGACGAGAGAAUGGAAGCGUUGGUGAAAGAGAUCAAGGGUCAGGAGUCAUUGAUGAUCUCAUCCCUUCUCAAGGCAGGUCUCAACGAUGUCGCCAUGUUCGAAGACCGGGAGCCAUCACGUAGCAGUCGUCAUGACUCCGUGGUACAGGCUACCCAGCCGAGCUGGAAUCAGUCCCACUCACGGUUAUCAGGAGAGCCUGCAUCACUUCCUGGAGGUAACACUCAACUCAUCAUGCAGACCCAGGUUCUUCGACGCCGAGAAGCUCCUAUAACAGCUUUCCACGCCCUCGACGAUGCCCCUGAUUCUCGGUACGUUGAGAGGGAAAAGUCACGAGCAAUAUCUCCAAUAUCCAGGCCAGCGGCUGGCAGAACAUACCAGGAACCUUCGAGGGCAACGAUGAUACCUGCGCAGACUAUGUCAGCUCAUUCUAUGGACGAAGAGCUGUAUGAUCUCGAUGAUGAGGACGAGCUUUUCGGCGAUACCCCAUCUUACGAGAUGUCUUUUCCAAACCGGCAACACAUAGAGGAAAUCACUGGCACAAGGAACAGAAAAAACACGGCAAAAACACCUGCGAAGCGCAACGAAACGUUCAUGAGCGAGGAUGAGUUCGACGAUGAUGUGGAUAUGUUAGAGCUUGCCGAGGACUUUGAACACAAGCAAUCUUCUGCCGAGACUGACACACGUCUAAAUGCCCGAUCGGUUUUCUCAGAGACUUCUGGCAAUGCUGGUGCUUCCAAGCAGAAAACGGUCAAGAGGGUUGCAAGCACGUUGGCCAAGACUUCUUUCCCACCGGAACUCAUGAAAUACCCGUGGUCACAGGACGUCAAAAAAGCUUUGAAAGAACGAUUCAGGAUGGCCGGUUUCCGACACAAUCAGUUGGAGGCUAUCAACACCACCCUCGCGGGCAAGGACGCGUUUGUUCUCAUGCCGACUGGCGGAGGCAAAUCCCUUUGCUACCAAUUGCCAGCCGUUGUUAAGAGCGGACGGACCCACGGCAUCACCAUCGUCGUAUCUCCGUUGAUCAGCUUGAUGCAAGAUCAGGUAGACCACCUCAAAUACUUGAACAUCCAAGCUCGUUCCUUUAAUGGCGAAUGCAAACCAGAAUAUCGCAUGAAAACUCUGGAAACCCUCAAGGCUCCUAAUGCGGAUCAGUUUCUCGAUCUUCUUUAUGUCACUCCGGAGAUGAUCAAUAAGAGCUCGGCAUUUCGCAAUGCUCUUAAGAUGCUUCACCGACACAAGAAGCUGGCACGGCUUGUCAUUGAUGAGGCCCACUGCGUGAGUCAGUGGGGUCAUGACUUUCGACCGGACUACAAAGAGUUAGGUGGAUUUCGUCGUGAAUUUCCGAAUGUUCCUGUCAUGGCAUUGACUGCAACAGCAACUCUCAAUGUCAUCGUUGACAUCCAGCACAAUCUGGGUAUCGACCAGUGUCAAGUCUUCUCGCAAAGCUUCAACCGGCCUAAUCUGUACUAUGAGGUCCGGCGGAAAGAGAAGGGCACAGUAGAUCUUAUUGCAGAGUUGAUCAACAGCAAAUAUUCUGGACAGACCGGAAUCGUCUAUACGCUCUCACGAAAGAACGCAGAGUCCACAGCGCAGAAGCUCCAGGCUCAUGGCAUCGCUGCGCACCACUACCAUGCCGGAAUAGAGGCAGUUUUGAAAGCACAGAUCCAAAAAGAUUGGCAAAGUAACAAGAUCAAAGUAGUCGUCGCAACAAUCGCAUUCGGUAUGGGGAUCGACAAGCCUGAUGUUCGAUUCGUCAUUCACCAGACCCUGCCAAAAAGUCUCGAAGGGUACUAUCAGGAGACCGGACGUGCCGGGCGUGAUGGUCAGGCGUCCGAAUGCUACCUCUUUUAUAACUAUGCCGACGUAACCCAGCUGCGAAAGAUGAUUGCCGAAGGUGAAGGGAAUGAAGAGCAAAAAGAUCGCCAACGGAAUAUGUUAAGAACGGUUACUGGCUUUGCCGAGAGCCAGAGUGAUUGCAGGCGCGUUGAAAUUCUUCGCUAUUUUGGCGAGAGCUUUAAUAAGGCGGAGUGUAACUCAACAUGCGACAACUGCAAGAACAAUGGUGUCUUCGAAAUGAAAGACUACACGGAGAUUGCGAUGGCCGUGCUAGAAGUCGUGAAACGGCAGAAAAAGCUGACACUGAAUCAGUGCAGUGAAAUCCUACUUGGGUUGCAACAGAAGAAGAACUAUGCCGCCAUGAAUGAGGAUACGAUGGAGUAUUUUGGGUUUGCGAAGAAGAUGCCGAAGCAUGAGAUACACAGGGUCAUUGAUAGGCUCGCAGCUGAGGAGGCACUUUUUGAGGAGAACGUAUUCAACAGGCAGGUCAAGAUGGCCUUCCAGUACUUCUUUCUCGGUCCCAACGCAAAUUCCUUCCUCCGCCAGCGACGGAAGCUUAUGUUGACCGUCCAGGUUAAGAGUGGUGAUAGUCGGAUUAAAGCUUCUAAGCCCAAGACGAAAGCGGCCAAGGCGGACAAACAGGCCAAGUUGCCUCCUUCCAUGUUGCCCCCUUCUACCAACGUGUCGUCUCCGAUGACGAAGACCAAAAGACAGAAUGGCAAAGGAAAAGCUGCCGUUGCCUAUGACGAGGAUAGUGACGAGGAGGAUUAUGAGAUGCACGACAACGGUUACGCUAAGGAUGAUUUCGUGGUCGACGAUGACGACUUUGACGAGGAUUUUGAAGAAAUGCCAGUUUCCCGCCGGAAACGGCAUAGGGAGCCUGCCGGUCCUCCGAUUGUCGAUGAUGCUGGGUUAUCCUCUUUGAACGAAGUUCAUAGAGAUAUGAUCAGGUCAUUUGAACAGGAUGCAGUAGUCAUGGCUGCAGAGAUUCAAAAUCACAAUAACCUUCGCAAAGCCAUAUUUACACGACAACAGCUCCGAGCCAUGGCUGCUGCUUGGACGCUGACUUUGGAUGACAUGGAUGCGAUACCUGGUAUUGAUCAGGUCAAGGUCAAAACAUAUGGCAAGCAAUUCCUGCCGAAGCUCAAAGAAUACCAUGCGCAGUACACAGACAUGUUCGGUCAGGCUACCGGCACUUCUGCUCAAGGCAUCAACCGGCGUGCCUCGCAACGAAGUGUUGUUGAUCUUGUGUCGGAUGAUGAUGACGGUGAUGAAAUGAAUGAUGCUGGGGAUGACGACGAAGGAGAAGACGGCGAAGAAUCGCAUUUCUUCCAUGGCCGCGGCGGUGGCAGCACAUACCGACAACCAGCCGACGUGCAGCGCUGGAAUGCAGAGAUGGAUAACUUGGAGAAGAACCAGCCGGCAACUUCAUCGCGCGCGCGGUCAAUAUCCUCGUCGAAAGGAGGCUCAAGCCACUUCACGAGGGGUGGCCGGAAAGGCCAUCGCAAAACGUCCGGCGCGUCUAGCAGCCAGCGAGGUAGAGCAGGCGCUGGGGUGAGGAAGAAGGCUCCGACCAAGAGAGCCUCGACGGGAUCCGCACGCUCCACGUCGAGUGCGAUCGGGUCUGCCUCCUCGCGAGGAGGCAGGGGGAGUAAUCGGAGUGCGGGUGGCAGGCAGGCAACACUGGAUAUGCCCAUGAUUCCUACGAUGGGUUAUUAUUAG
This is a messenger RNA of Truncatella angustata, 5337 nucleotides long. RefSeq lists its product as uncharacterized. Gene Ontology annotation, cellular component: cytoplasm; nucleus; chromosome. Gene Ontology annotation, biological process: DNA replication; double-strand break repair via homologous recombination. The record is from RefSeq and is a predicted model, not a curated record. NCBI's taxonomy places the organism in Eukaryota, Fungi, Ascomycota, Sordariomycetes, Amphisphaeriales, Sporocadaceae. Gene Ontology annotation, molecular function: ATP binding; four-way junction helicase activity; 3'-5' DNA helicase activity. The transcript is spliced from 2 exons. The coding region runs from base 1 to 5337 and encodes 1778 amino acids.